This is a messenger RNA of Eremomyces bilateralis CBS 781.70, 852 nucleotides long. RefSeq lists its product as uncharacterized. Bases 1 to 852 code for a protein of 283 amino acids. The transcript has a single exon. The record is from RefSeq and is a predicted model, not a curated record. Lineage: Eukaryota; Fungi; Ascomycota; Dothideomycetes; Eremomycetales; Eremomycetaceae.
AUGCCAGUUUGUUCGCUUCACGUCCUAGCUCUUCACACUUCCAUCCCAUCCUUCCUUUCCGUCCUUGCAUCACAGUCUCCUCCUAUCAAGCCGCUUCUCGCCUCCAAACCUCUACGAUGGAUUGUUCGACCGACGAGCACUUCCACCUCCCUUCUCGGUUCCAAUGCGACAACUCAAGACCCGAAUCCCCCAUCAAACCCGUGGGAUCUCGUCAUCGUUCUUCCACUGGACGUGCCGCUCCCCGUAGCAGCGAUUCCCUUCAUUGCCCAACAAUUUAGCGUUACCGUCGGCGUCCCUUCUUCCCGACUAAAGCAACUCGCGGAAGGGAAUGACCAACUCCUACAUCCUCCAGGCGGUGUGCCACAGAGCUCAGGAGAACGGACCCGCGGCGCGAACGCCUCAUCCAGCCAGAGCCUAGAAUUAAGCAACCCGCUUCAGCAAUGGAUUGCGAAAGAGGGCAACGGCGACACUCGCGGCGGCGCAGUUAGCAUGCUGAACCUCCUAUCGUUCAACAAGGGAAAGAAGACCAGCUAUCAACAAUAUGGGGCGGCGUUCGCAUCGAAGGUCGGAAACCGUCAUGGUGGCAAUGCGAAGAUCGUCGGUACCGUGAUCAGCAUCAAUGGUUCCAAUGAGAAGAACCGAAGCGACACGGAGGGAGGCAUGGAGUGGGAUGAAAUCGCCAUUGCGCAUUACCCUUCGCUUACCCACUUUGCGGACAUGAUCAGCAGCAAAGACUAUCAAGAAGUGAAUCAGAAGCAUAGACUAGGUGCGCUACGUGACACCUUUAUUCUGUGCACCAGUGAGUUGAGGGUCGAAGAGGAGUUGAAGAAGGCUGGGGCCGCCCGCCUGUAG